GCGGAAACUGAUGAGAAGUUAUUUUAUUACAAGGGGACAGAAGACACAGGAAGAAGAAAAAGAGAUUCUCUUCUCGGCGCUCUCUCUCUCUCUCUCUCGCUCUCGCUCUCUCUCUCUUAUCUCUGACAGUGUCCACCACCGUCUCCUCUUGUCAGAACGCAACUGGAAAGUGUAAUCGGAACAAAUCUCGCCGGUGAAAUCUCACGGCUUUGAACUCGCCGGAAUACGCCUCAUUUCCGACUAGAAUCCGCCGGAAUAUUCCUCAUUUGAUACCGUAAAUCGAUCCGUCGGUUACCGGUAAUUAAUUAAUUGUGUGGAUACGCAGGGAGGAUGAAUCUUCGAGGACGGAUAUGUGUACAGUGAAUAGUAGUAGACACUGAAUUUGAGUGAAUACACAUGCAUUCGCAGAGUGUGUGUGUUUUAGGUGAAGAUGUCGGUGUACGAUGCGGCGUUUGUGAACAGUGAGCUUUCGAAGCCGACUUCGAUUUUUGGACUGAAGCUAUGGGUGGUGAUUGGGAUCUUUGUUGGAGCCGUUAUAGUUCUCAUUCUAUUCCUCAUCUCUCUCUGCAUCACGGCCUCGCGCCGCCGCACAUCCAAGGCCAAGCUUCUCUACUCACACCCUGCCGCCGCAGAGCUCACCCCAGUCGUUUCCAAGGAAAUCCAGGAGAUCGUCCACCAUGACGCUGCUCCGGAUCACCGCCCCGUCGCUCAGGCAGUGCCAGAAAUUCAGAUUGACAUGGGGAAGGUAGAGCACAGAAUUGUGUUCUCAGACAAGGGACCAGGGGCAUCGAGUGGGGAGAGUAGAGCAACAAGUGGAGCAGAAACAGGAUCCAUUGGAGGCAGUGGAUCAUUGCCGGAAGUGUCCCAUCUGGGGUGGGGAAGGUGGUAUACUCUCAGAGAGCUUGAGGCUGCUACCGAUGGAUUGUCUGAUGAGAAUGUCAUUGGUGAAGGUGGCUAUGGGAUUGUUUAUCGGGGUGCCUUGGGUGAUGGUACCAGAGUUGCUGUGAAAAAUCUAUUGAAUAACAGAGGUCAAGCUGAGAGAGAAUUUAAGGUAGAGGUGGAAGCUAUUGGGCGUGUAAGACACAAAAAUCUUGUAAGGCUUCUUGGCUACUGUGUUGAAGGAGCUUACAGGAUGCUUGUGUAUGAGUAUGUAAACAAUGGGAAUUUGGACCAGUGGCUUCAUGGAGAUGUAGGGGAAGUCAGUCCUUUGACGUGGGAUAUCCGUAUGAAUAUAAUAUUGGGAUGUGCAAAAGGUUUGGCCUAUCUACAUGAGGGUCUUGAACCAAAAGUAGUGCAUAGGGAUGUGAAAUCCAGUAACAUACUCCUUGAUCGGCAAUGGCAUGCGAAGUUGUCCGACUUUGGGCUUGCUAAGCUUUUGAAUGCAGAGAGUAGUUAUGUGACAACUCGUGUGAUGGGAACAUUUGGAUAUGUUGCCCCAGAAUAUGCUUGCACUGGUAUGCUGAAUGAAAAAAGUGAUAUUUAUAGCUUUGGAAUACUUAUCAUGGAGAUAAUUACUGGGAGAACCCCUGUUGAUUAUGGCCGGCCACAAGGAGAGGUUCACUUGGUGGACUGGUUGAAGACUAUGGUUGGAAAUAGAAAAUCAGAGGAAGUGAUAGAUCCUAAGCUACCUGAAGUGCCUUCUUCAAAAGCACUGAAGCGUGCUCUUUUGGUUGCUCUUCGCUGUGUCGACCCUGAUGCUCAGAAGAGACCCAAAAUGGGACAUAUUAUCCAUAUGCUCGAGGCAGAUGAUGUAUUAUUUCGUGAUGAACGGAGGAUUGGAAGAGAAUCGUCCACCAGUUCACACCGUGAUCACAAGGAAGACGGUAACGCUGGUCCAAAUAUAGGCAAAAAACAGUAUGGUGAUGGGGCUUCUGAUACCAGUGAAGGCGACAGUAGUAGGAGCCAUAACCCACCAACUAGAUGGAGAUAACAUUACAAGGGAUAAUAUCAUGCACGAUCCAAAGCGUUUUGCAAUUUAUUUAUGCCUAUUGAAGUUUUUUUGUCCUCCACCCACCUGAUAGCACUGUAGUUGAUCACGCCCCCCGGUUUUACUAUUUUUGGCUAUAUUUAUGCCUUGUUUGUUCACAGCAUUAAUUGCAGUUGUACAUCUCAUAAUAUUACUCCAUAAUUUGUUAUUCUUAUAACAGUGAUUCAUUGGAUUUGGCUUGA
Messenger RNA from Ipomoea triloba (trilobed morning glory), 2169 nucleotides. RefSeq names its product probable serine/threonine-protein kinase At1g01540. NCBI's taxonomy places the organism in Eukaryota, Viridiplantae, Streptophyta, Magnoliopsida, Solanales, Convolvulaceae. Gene Ontology annotation, molecular function: ATP binding; protein kinase activity. Gene Ontology annotation, biological process: protein phosphorylation. The transcript is spliced from 8 exons. The record is from RefSeq and is a predicted model, not a curated record. The coding region runs from base 431 to 1930 and encodes 499 amino acids.